AGGCACCUCACCCUACCGCAAUCAAACGUACGCGCUGGACACGCCCUAACUAGUAACGGAAUCAAGCAACAGAUUUUACUUCCCUAACUAGUACCGUAGUCACGAGGCAUCUGGCAUCCGUAGUUCGGCUUGAGAACAAGUUUCUGGGUGUCGCUCAGGUUCCUGUUUUGGCGUUUGAUGAAUGAAUUCCGGAGUUCGAAGUUUUGCUACACAGCGCUUUCUACUUAUGCUGUCGCACGCACCGAGUUCCUGUCGCAUGCCAGUUCCUGUCGCACGCACCGAGUUCCUGUCGCACGCCAGUUCCUGUCGCACGCACCCGGUUCCUGUCGCAUGCCAGUUCCUGUCGCACGCACCUAGUUUCUGUCGCGCGCGUCAAGCUCCUCAGCUGGCUGGAAUCAUCGGCCAACUCGACGAAGCUUCCGUCGAUAUUGGUUGACGUGACGAAACCAGAGGGCAUCUUUACGUUAACUCGACCUGCCGUCGUCGCGGUGUGGAACGGGCGGAUUUUGAGUCGACAAGUUUAGAGACGGCUCAAAGCUCGGAACGCAGGAUUCACCCAUGGAUGGCGGUGCAUGGAGCGAAUUAGAGUUGAGUCAACAAGAGUCACCCACCAUGAAUGGCGACGCGAAGAGCGUGGAGUAAACCAAGACCUUUUGGCUCGCAAUGACUCGUACUACAUUAGAAACUGAGCACGUCACGUCAGUCGGAUUGAAAACCUGACGGUUUCAGUUUUAUCGAAACCCUAAGAUGGAGGGUGAAGACGAGCGGAACGUACAUCCAACUGAGACCCCAGAAUCCCCGCCUCCCUCGUUACAAGUACUGUUUCAGGGGGUCAGGGUGUCGCCGUGGCACGACAUUCCUCUGUAUCCAUCAGAUGACGAGCACCCGAACCUGGACCCAAAUCUGGACCCGAACCCGAACCUGGGUUCGAACCCAAGCUCGCAGCCUGGGUCCGAACCCGAGAUCGAUUCUGUAAAGCCUUUUAGAAUGAUUUGCACGAAUCCCGCCGGCAGGCAUGCCAUGUUCGUGAUCUCGCCAACGGACGGUCAGAUUGUCGCCAAUGGGAAAAUCGACAGCUUCACUGGUUCUGAUUCUGCAGCUGUAGAGUCUGACGAAGCGGAUGAUUCACGAGUGCUGGAUUUCCCCUGGAAUUGUGGCGUGCUGCCGCAGACCGCCGCUGCCACGUCAGCAUCCUCUCUAUCAGAUGCUGACGUGUUCCUUCCUGUUGACGCAGUUGACAUUUCACCGACGCUCCACUCCAUUGGGGAUGCUUAUCAGGUGCGGCCGCAUGCUGUCAUCGCCAUACCCAAUCCGCUCACACUAUCCAUCUCAUACCGCCUGGUGGUGUCCGACGUCAGCGCUGAGUCAGCAGCAUUUGAGCUGGACGUGAGCACGCUCAUGGCAGUGCUUCACCGCGUCUGUGGCUGGCUAGAGGCAAUUGACACGUGGCUGCUCUCAGGCCAUCCUGACGUGGCAAUGCAGGCCACUGUGGACCCUGAUGAGGUGGCGAAGGUGCUGGAUGAGACACAUGUGGCAUGGGCUGAGCUGUAUUUGCUCUCACAACCGCUUGCACCCCCUACACCAUCCUUGUCAACCGUACCUGAUAGUACAGCAGAUACUAAGCCUACACCAGCACCCACACUCACUCCCCCCCUCAAACCUGCACCAGAACCGACACUCACUCCCACUCCUGUACUCGCACCCGCACCCCCCUGCACUCCCUCUUAUCUCUCCACACUCCCACCCACAGCCACGGCCUCUGCCCCUAGGCCUGGCUCCGCACCCUCCCGUACACGUACCGCUGCAGGCAUACCAUCACACACGGGAGCGGUAGGAGGGGCAGCAGCAGCAGCAGGAGGAGGAGCAGGAGGAGGAGCAGCUGCAGCAGCAGCAGGAGAAAAAGCAGCAGCAGCACCAUCCGACGCUUCCUCAUCCAGGAACCCUCCACCCCUCACGAGACGCAACUCCACAGGUGGCCGCUCUGCCCCCAAGGCAGCCCACUCUGCUGCCGCUCACCCGCCCACCCCUCACCCGUCCGCCCCUCACCCGUCCGCCCCUCACCCGUCCGCCCCUCACCCGUCCGCCCCUCACCCGUCCGCCCCUCACCCGUCCGCCCCUCACCCGUCCGCCCCUCACCCAUCCGCCCCUCAUCCGUCCGGCCCUCACCCGUCCGCCUCUAACCAACCCCCCACUGUGUCACACAAUGGUAGUGCACGAGCGGAUAUGCCUCUGAUUGGUGGCGCGCAGAUUGGUGGCGCACAGGUUGGGGACUCACGGAUUGGUGAGAGGUGGAGAAGGGCAGCAGCAGGAGCAAGAUCCAUGGCUGCUGUUGCUGGUGGUGGGAGGGUAGGGGGGGGGGGGGAGUGGGGAGAGGAAUGGCUACAGGAUUGGGGAGAGGGGGGGAACGAGGGGUUGGUGAAGAAGCAGGAGGGCCGGGCGUAGGAAGGACAAGUAGUGGGCGAGGAGGGAGAGGUGCAGGAGUGGGAGGAGGAGUGGGAGUGUGUGGUGGUGGUGGUGGUGGUGGGAGAGGAAGGAGAGGAGGAGGGAGAGGAGGCAGCGCGUUUGUACUGAAGGGGAACAUUCUGUCUCGCAGUGCAGUGAAUGGCCAGCCUGCUGCUGCUGCUGCUGCUGCUGCUGCCAAUCCUGCCACUAGUGUUGCUAGGCAACGGCCUUACACGCACAUCCGUUCAGCCUCUCUUGCCUCCCCUAUGCCCGCCACUGCUGCUACUGUUGCUACUGCUACUACCACCAGGAGUGACGUCAGGCGUCCUGCUUCUGCUUCUUCUGCGUCAGCUGCUUCUUCAUUGGCAUCCAUAGCAGCUGCCGGCACAGCACCCCCGGCUCUGGUGGGGUCCCACAGGCGAGCGGAGUCUCAUGGUGCCAAACCGUUACCGAGCCCGCGGUUACAAGUGACAGGGUCGCAACCUGGCAUGCCACUACAGAGCCCCCUCUUACAAGCAGCAGGGUCUCAGGGGGCGUCUGUACCGUUACAAAGCCCCAGGGUGCAUGCAGCAAGGCCACAGGGUGGCACGCCGUUAUCGUUACAGAGCCCGCGGUUACCAGCAACAGGGUCACACGCGGCGAUGCACUUAGAAAGCCCCAGGUUACGAGCACCAGGGCCUCACGGGGGCAUACCGUUACAGGGCCCCCGGUUAGCAACGUCGUUACAAGGGGCAAUACCGUUACAUAGCCACCAGUUACCAGCAACAGGGUCCCAUGGUGCAAUACCAUUACAGAGCCCCCGGUUACCAGCAGCAGGGAGAAGGGCAGGACCCCAGCAGGGAAGAAUGCUGGUGAAGGCCGCUUCAGAGUGGCUAGAGGCCAGACCAGGCCACAACCGAGCAGCUAGUGCUAGCUUCGCCACUCACACCGCUGCUCACUCAAUUGCUGCUGAUUCUGCUCCUAAUGCUGCUGCUGCCCCUGCGUCUCUUGCUCCUACUGGUAGAAGCAGUUCUGCUGCUCCCUGUGCUGAUGGCAGAGGGGCGGGGCGAGGGAGGGCCCUGACGCGGUCCAUAUCCGACAGGGAGGGGCGCGCGGGCAGGGAGAGCACAGGCGAGGGCGCAUUCGACCAGGCUCUGCCCUCGCCUGGGCGUACGCCGUCCAGGUGCUUGUCAGGCGCACUGGGAGCAGCGGGAGCACAGGGAAGAGUGGGAGCAGGAGGAGCAGGGGGGAGGCAGGAAGCAUGGGGGGCAGAAGGAGGAAAGGAAAUGCACAACGCGUCAGAGGGGGGAGGUGUUCUGCCCAGGGAGGCAGAGGAAUGCGCAAUGGGAGAGGGAGUGUCAGUGCAGGUGGUAAGCGGGCACCUGGGGAUGGGGGCAGUGCGUGAGGGCACCAGGCAAGUGGAACCAUGUGGGGAAGUGCGGGCAGGGGAAAUUACUGGGACAGGGGGGAGCAUGGUUACGGGUGGUAACCGCAUGGUGGGCCCUCGGAAGCAGAGCCUGUCCAUUGGGUCGGCCCGGGACCUGAUCAUUCCCUGCUCGCCCACCGCCCCUCGCUCCUCCAGCCUUGCGCACAAAUACCCUCCCCAGAACCACCCUGCAAACAGUGACCGCCUUCACAAUGACAACCAUGUUCCAAGCAGUCAGGUUUUCCACAGUCCCCAGGUGCAGCAAGCGCAUCGCUGCGACAGCAAGCUUCUGCGGGUGAGGGAGCAAGAGAGCAGGUUGCCGCAGCAGAGCUCUAGUGCUGAAGGCAGCCGCCACCGCAGCAGCAGCAGCAGCAGCAGUUCUAGCUUGGGGCCACACUCGGCGCAUAUACUCCCCUCCUCCAAGUGCCCUGCUAGGAUGGCAAGGCGCAGCAUGGACUGGGCUCAUGACAACCACGUGCGGCAGCAGCAGCAGCAGCAGCAGCAGCAGCAGCAGCAGCGGGACGACGUGGGCCCUGAGUCAUUGUCGCAGAGUACUACUACCAGUAGAGCGCAGCAACAUCAGGGAACCAGUUUUGACUCGUCUCAACACCCAGCUAGAUUGCAGCAGCAGCAGCAGCAGCAGCAGCAGCACUCUCGCAGCGAGACCCUCACAGGUGUUCCCAGCCAUGCAAGCAAGGGUGAUGGGAGCCGGGCCUCCAGCCAUGCCCAUCCCCCGCACUGCCCCCAUCAUGCUCUGCCACGUGUUGCUGGGGCAGUGGCACAAGAGGCUGGGGGAUCUGACGCACAGAGUAGGGGUGCAGGGUCAGACGCGCACAGGGGCGCGGCAGCAGAAGCACCGAGAUUAUCGCGAGCAGAAGCACACAGACCCCCGCCGUCGCCUGGAUCUGCCAGAGCGCAGAAAGAAAGGGCGUUCCGCCGAGCGAGCACUGACUUCAGUGACCGCUCCUCCUGGGAACCAGCUGGGCAAUCUGGCUACGGUAGUUGCAGGGUUGUGGCACCAUCAGGUGCACAGGGGAGUGUGGCACCAGAAGCGCAGGGGAGUGUGGCAUCAGACGCACAGCAACUGCUGCCACCAGAAGCACAGAGACCCCCGCCGUCGCCUGGAUCUGCCAGAGGGCAGCGGGUGUUCCGGCGAGCGAGCACUGAUUUCGGUGACCGCACUGCCUGGGAGCCAGCUGGGCAGACUCAUUACGGUGGUUGCAGGGCUACGGCAUCACCAGGUGCACAGGGGGGUGCGGCAUCACACGCCCAGGGGAGUGUGGCACCAGAAGCACAUGGGAGUGUGGCACCAGAAGCACAGGGGAGCAUGGCACCAGACCCACAGCGACUGCUGCCAUCAGAAGCACACAGACCCCCGCCAUAGCUUGGAUCUGCCAGAGGGCAGAAGGAGAGGUUGUUCCGGCGAGCGAGCACAGAUUUCAAUGACUCUACAUCCUUGGAGCCAGCUGGGCAGUCUCAUUGUGGUAGUGGCGCUAGCCGUAGCAGCUGCAGCAGCAAUAGCACUGCCUCUAGUGGUGCUGGUGGUGUGGUGGAUAGCUCUUCAUAUGUGAGUAGCAGUGGAGUUAGUAGUAGCUCAGAUGCAGUUUUAGGAAUCGAAGCUGGCCACAGGGUAGUCAUGGGGGACAGAAAGGCUGGAGGUAAACAAAUGCGCGAAGGCCAAGAUGAGUUGCGUUAAAAAGAGCUACAGCUUCUACAAUCACAGCCGUAGCAAUGGGAUGCGCAGUCACAGGUGUAAUCAAGGACCUAGUUGCUGCCCUUGUAGAUGAUAUCACAAGAUGACAUAUAUUGUCGACCUAGCUACAGCAACACAGCUCAAAACAAUGAGAUGAAAGGAUUCAGUAUUGGUUGUGACGGUCCGUUGUCAUCCCCACAGCUUC
Molecule: messenger RNA, 5745 nt
Organism: Closterium sp. NIES-67
Lineage: Eukaryota; Viridiplantae; Streptophyta; Zygnematophyceae; Desmidiales; Closteriaceae
Source: the annotation of a GenBank genome assembly